UCAAACUUGUCUGCGUGAACAAAUUCAUAAUUAGAUUUAUUAAAGCCCUAAUUCUUAUUCACAGCUGCUCUGCCUCUUCUACACUAAUGGGGCGUGAUUUCUUCCAAAUUCUGCCGUCAGAAUUAACGACCAACAUCCUCUCACGCCUCCCAUUCCGAAGCGUUGCAAUCAGCAAAUGCGUUUGCAAAUCAUGGCUCAAUCUGCUCAAUUCCGACUACGGCAAAAUAAAACCCCCUCCCGCCCUAGUUUGCUUCAAGAGGAACCCACCUCAUUGCACGAUUUUCGAAAUCGAAGACAAAGACGAAGCCGAUUAUGAGAGCCACGAUCUUCACUACAUUCCGCUCACAGAUUUCGAUAUCCCUUUCAGAAUCAGUGCAACGGAAUGUACCACUGCUAAUGGAUUGCUUCUUCUAUACUCAUACACCAAUGAUCCUGUAAAUCCUGUUUACAUAUGCAAUCCUCUCACUCGUGAACAUAUCCUGCUCUGCCCUCCUAAGGAAUACACCUCAAUUAAAUGUUUUACGUAUUUUGAAUUUGGUGUGAGCGAAAUAAGUGGGCAAUAUAAGGUGGUCUGUUUGGGUGGGAUCUUCGAAUCCAUGUCGGUUCAUGUAUACACCCUUGGAACAAGAUCAUGGAGGACCGUUGAAACCGGGGCUGCUUCUGGUUUCGAAUUCCGUUGGGAUGGACGCGCUGUAUGUAACGGUAACAUCCAUUGGACAGUGGAUGAUUGGGUUCGACCCUUCUAUCGUAUUUGUGGUUUUGAUAUUGAAACAGAAUGUUUUAGCAUUUUCUCUCCUCCUCCAGCCCUUCAUGUCGGUGGAGUUGAGGAGUUGAAUUUGGAGUUGACUGUUUUUAGGGACUGCUUGUGUAUCUGUUACACACGGGACUACGAAAUCAACAUCUGGUUGAUGAAAGAAUAUCGAGUUGAGGAAUCUUGGACCAUAGAGUACAAGUUGAGUACUAUUGAUUUAAAUAACAAUGUAAAUUGGCUUUAUCCUAUCAAAGUUUUCAAAGAUGGCGGCAUUUUGAUGGGGCGGUACAAUGUCCUCAUCUACUACUCCAACAAGACAAGAACUACUCAACAAGUAGGUAUAUUUAAUGAUGCAGAUGCAUGGGAGUAUUACUUCACCUUUCCCAAUAUUUUCACUCCUGUACUCUUCUCACUACAGAGUUUCGCAUUAGAGAAUGUGAUCUCGUUCUAA
Molecule: messenger RNA, 1202 nt
Organism: Salvia splendens (bonfire salvia)
Lineage: Eukaryota; Viridiplantae; Streptophyta; Magnoliopsida; Lamiales; Lamiaceae
Product: F-box protein At3g07870-like
Exons: 1
Coding region: 87-1202 (371 amino acids)
Molecular function (GO): protein binding
Source: RefSeq, a predicted model, not a curated record